This is a messenger RNA of Malus domestica (apple), 2465 nucleotides long. Its product is annotated as acyl-coenzyme A oxidase 2, peroxisomal-like. NCBI's taxonomy places the organism in Eukaryota, Viridiplantae, Streptophyta, Magnoliopsida, Rosales, Rosaceae. Gene Ontology annotation, molecular function: acyl-CoA oxidase activity; fatty acid binding; FAD binding. The record is from RefSeq and is a predicted model, not a curated record. Gene Ontology annotation, cellular component: peroxisome. Gene Ontology annotation, biological process: fatty acid beta-oxidation using acyl-CoA oxidase; lipid homeostasis.
CCCAAUUCCAAUUGUUCAAUUCUUUCUUCCCCACGAAACCACCCAACCUCCUCCUAAUCUCUCCGUCUCCGAGAUCAAUCAAAAGAAGAUGCAAAGCCCAGAUCCAACGGCGGAGGACGAAUCCCAGGCCGUCAGCCGCCGCAUCCAGCGGUUGUCCCUGCACCUGACCCCCAAGUACCCACUUCCCCGAAACUACGCAGCUCAGCAGCUUGAGCUGGUGGAGUGCGCUUCCAAGGCGGCGAAGCUGACGGUUGACACGAGCAGCCUCUCAAACUACAUGAGAGGCAAGCACCGGGAAAUCCAGGACAGAGUGUUGGAUUACUUCAACAAGCAGCCGGAGCUUCAGACGCCGGUGGAGAUUUUGAAGGACGACCACCGGGAGCUUUGCAUGAAGCAGCUUGUGGGGUUGGUGAAAGAGGCUGGGAUCAGGCCUUUCCGGUACGUCGUCGAUGACCCGGCCAAGUACUUUGCUAUUUUGGAGGCCGUUGGCAGCGUCGACAUGUCUCUCGGGAUUAAGAUGGGGGUGCAGUACAGUCUUUGGGGAGGUUCUGUACUUAACUUAGGAACCAAAAAGCACAAGGAUAAGUAUUUUGAUGGUAUCGACAAUAUGGAGUAUCCAGGUUGUUUUGCUAUGACUGAACUACAUCAUGGAUCAAAUGUUCAAGGUCUACAAACCGAGGCAACCUUUGAUCCACUCACAGAUGAUUUUAUAAUCGACACACCCAAUGAUGGGGCCAUCAAAUGGUGGAUUGGCAAUGCUGCCGUUCAUGGAAAGUUUGCUACUGUUUUCGCUAAGCUGAUGUUGCCGACUCAUGACACAAAAGGUAUUACUGAUAUGGGUGUCCAUGCCUUCAUUGUGCCAAUAAGGGAUUUCAAGACCCACCAAACUCUUCCAGGAAUUGAGAUACAUGAUUGUGGCCACAAGGUUGGUCUGAAUGGGGUAGACAAUGGAGCAUUAAGAUUCUGCUCAGUGAGAAUCCCUCGUGAUAAUCUUCUUAAUCGGUUUGGAGAUGUCUCCCGGGACGGGAAAUACACAAGUAGUUUACCAUCUAUAAAUAAAAGAUUUGCUGCCACUCUAGGUGAACUUGUAGGUGGGAGGGUCGGUCUUGCAUAUUCUUCAGUUAGUGUCCUCAAGAUCGCUGCCACAAUUGCAAUCCGAUAUUCUCUACUGCGCCAGCAGUUUGGUCCUCCCAAGCAACCUGAAGUUAGUAUUCUUGAUUAUCAGUCUCAACAACACAAGUUAAUGCCCAUGCUGGCUUCAACUUAUGCAUUCCAUUUUGCCACGUUGCAUUUGGUGGAGAAAUAUUCAGAGAUGAAAAAGUCUCAUGAUGAACAAUUGGUUGGUGACGUCCAUUCGCUUUCAGCAGGGCUCAAGGCUUAUGUGACAGCAUAUACGGCAAAGUCAUUAAGUAUCUGCAGGGAAUCUUGUGGAGGCCAUGGGUAUGCUGCUGUCAACCGCUUCGGUAGCCUGAGAAAUGACCAUGACAUUUUUCAGACGUUUGAAGGGGACAAUACAGUGCUUCUACAACAGGUUGCGGGUGAUCUGUUGAAGCAAUAUAAGGAGAAAUUUCAAGGCGGGACACUCACUGUCACAUGGAACUACCUCAGAGAGUCCAUGAACUCGUAUCUAUCUCAGCCAAAUCCAGUGACUGCUCGAUGGGAAAGCGAAGACCAUUUGCGAGAUCCUAAGUUCCAGUUGGAUGCUUUCAGAUACCGAACUUCUCGAUUACUUCAAAGUGUUGCAGUAAGACUGCGCAAGCAUUCCAAAACUCUUGGCAGUUUUGGUGCAUGGAAUCAAUGCUUAAAUCACCUUUUGACUCUGGCGGAGUCCCAUAUUGAGUCAGUCAUCCUUGCCAAGUUUGUUGAAGCUGUCCAGAAAUGUCCGGAUCCAAGUUCUCGAGCUGCUCUGAAACUCGUCUGUGAUCUUUAUGCAUUGGAGCGCAUUUGGAAAGACAUAGGAACCUAUCGUAAUGUUGAUUAUGUUGCACCAAACAAAGCUAAGGCAAUUCACAAACUGAUGGAGUACCUGAGUUUCCAGGUGAGAAAUAUAGCAAGGGAACUUGUAGACACAUUUGACAUUCCAGAUUAUGUCACAAGAGCCCCAAUUGCAAUGCAGUCGGAUGCCUACUCACACUACACACACUACGUCGGAUUUUAAUUCCCACUGAACUUCUUUCCUUUUUGAGCAAAAGAAAGCAGGAAAUAUAUGUUUGCAUAAUUGUCAAUGCCAAAUUGGCUUAACAUAGGAAUGAUGAUUGGUGAAAGGCUAGCCGACAUUCACCUCUCCCAGACCCUGCGUAAAGUGGGAGCCUUGUGCACUGGGUACGACCUUUUACAAUAAUUGAUCGGUGAGAGUUCGUAGGGAAAAGGUGGAUAUAGGUCUCACAGUGCAGGACUAUAUCAUGUUCUGUUGUAAAACUAUCAAACGGCAAUUCUUAUUAGAAAUGCAAUUCGUGCUUGAUAUG